AUGUGCUAUCGCAGUGGACGGGUUGCUCAGUCAAGAAGUGCUGUUUUGGUUAUGUUUCCAACUCAUAAUGGUAAUCAAGUGAAUAUAGUAAGAUAUGUAGUAUCCAACAUAAAUGUAGAAAUCGUCGAUAUAGUUGAUAGGGCGUAUGAUGAUGGACAGCAUGGUAUUUGUGUCAUAAUGGCUCGAAGUGAAACAGCACAACGAGUGGUUGAUGUUUUCCGUCUUAUGCGAUCGCCAUGGAACAUUACGGUAUGCCCGUUGCCACCGGAAGAUCAAUAA
Didymodactylos carnosus is the source of this 279-nucleotide messenger RNA. The record is from the annotation of a GenBank genome assembly. Lineage: Eukaryota; Metazoa; Rotifera; Eurotatoria; Philodinida; Philodinidae.